ACUUCCAUUCUUUGAUGUUUGAAUCAUGGCAUCACGAUAUGCAAACUAAGAUAUAUUUCAUAAAGUAAAAAUAAUUCCUUCCUAUACGAAAACAAGAUUGAAGGAUUAAGUAUCAGUCAUGAAUUUUAAAUUGAAUUUCAAAAAUCAAGGCAACUCUUGAAGAACGCUUGUGCCACUGUUCGUUGGUAUGAUUCCAGGUCUUAAAAGUUUGCGUAUAUUUGUAUUGAGUGGAAUGAUAAUGAUCAUCACCUCAGACAGACCUUGGGGAUAUAGAAGGCGUUUUUGGAGUAAACGAUGCUUUAAUUGUCCAUGCUAUAAUGCAGAUCAGCCAACAGAAGAUGAUCUCAUUCCAACACAGGAGCCAGCCUUUAUUACAGAAGAGUGUCCGUGUCAGGAAUCAAGUCAACCAGUAACAACUUGUCCAUCACCUGCUACAUACUUUGUAACAGAUUUUCAAUUCUACUUAAUCCUUGGUGCUGGAUUGGGGAGUUUUGUAUUUGGAGUACUUGUAACCAUUGCUAUACAUGCAAUCAUUCAGCGAAACAAACUUGCUAUCGAAGAAAAGAAGUCAAAUGAGACUAGUAGCAAACAACUUCCUGAACACACCCACUGUGGAUAUAUCCAGACGAGAAACCAACACCAGGUGCCUGGCGUGACUCAAGGGAUCUAUUUCUUUGACAGGGUAGAAGAGGUAUUGUGCUGUGAAAUUCAAUCGAUUCAGAUUUUGUUGUUUUUGAAGGCAGGAUGGUCAACAAAUUUAUCAUCAGAUCUACCUUAAAAUUGUUGAUAUGAUGUUUAACCUAUAAACCUUUAUUUGAUAUAGAUAUUUUUAAAAACCUUUAUAUAGAGCUCAAUAGACUCCCAAAAAUGGCCAUGGUUAUUCAACUCUCUUAAAAAUAGCCAUAUGUAUUGAGAAACCUAUAUAUUAAUUUUUUAAGAGGGUAUUUGCACUUUUCCUAACAGCAUUAUACCCGGCAUUUUCUCAAGCCCGUUAUAAAGUUACUAUUUUUUAGGAUACUGGAAACUGAAAUAUAAGACGUAUUGCGACGAAAAUAAAACUUAACACAAUAAAUGUUUGUGUGUUUCACAUGUAAAUUUUCAAAAAUGUGUUCGAUAUUAACAAAAGAAAAUCAGAUAUUUGGAAACAAUGUUUUGUAACUGUUGGAGAUAAAUAACUCAAAAAAGUUGAUCAAGUUUCUUGUAUGCUUUGUAUUAUUUCAUAUCAUUGGCAUGCUAUCAUUUCAUAGUUAUUUUCAGUUUUUUUAAGAUAUUUCUUUUUAAAACAUUAACCAUUAUGUGGCUUAGCUGAGAUUGUUUAAAUUUGAAAUGCAGGAUGAACUGUAUGAAAACGUUAAAUGAUACACCACGGAUAGAAGUUUGGAAAAGAUGUAUUCUGCACGAAAUCCACACAAACAUGAUAAAAAUAGAAAAUAGACAAGAAAUUGUUUAAGUUACUGUUUGCCUGUUGUUUGAAUGUAUUGAGGGCAAACUGUGAUGUAAUGCACCGUCAUUUAACCGAAAAGUCUUGUUUAAAGAAAGUACUAAAUAUGUAUUUGACAUAAAACUUGCUUGAAUGGUUUUUUUUUGUAUACAUCGCUUAGCAAAAUGCAGAUUUUAAAAAUAUUUUUUUUUCUUCAAUAUUAUAGUUUCUUGCUGAGAAAGCAUGUAUGUAAUUUUUUAUUUAUCUGGGAAAUUUCGUAUUUGUAUAGCGUCAAAUUUUCUUUGAGUAAAAGAUUAGUAAAGUGGUUUUUAAAAUGAAAAGGUCAGCGUCAACGUAUUUCUCUCUCUCU
Molecule: messenger RNA, 1790 nt
Organism: Magallana angulata
Lineage: Eukaryota; Metazoa; Mollusca; Bivalvia; Ostreida; Ostreidae
Exons: 5
Coding region: 188-778 (196 amino acids)
Source: RefSeq, a predicted model, not a curated record